AUGGCUGUCGCAGAACCGCUGUCUAAAGCCCAGGCGGCUCAUGUCAAUAUGAUGACAGAUACCAUCAUCGCCAACUUACCCCCAGCCGCCUUACGAUCCAUCGUUCGAGCUGUUCUUGCUUCGUAUCCAAAAUUCACUGCAGCUUUCGAAGAAGAAACUAGAAACCAUCUGAGCCUGACUACACCUACAACAGAAAUUUCGGUUGUAACGAAGGGGAAGCUAGUCAGAGAUGAAUUCAGCCUUUUACAGUCCCGGAUUCGCUGUAUGCUUGGAUGUGGCUUAUGCUAUUACAGUCUACCAUUGUUGGGGAGAAUCGUCGACGAAUCCAAGAACAUUAAUGGCAACACCGACGGAAUAUACGAUGACAUGAACUUGAUUGCGUCUAUAGAUGGAGACAUUGUGCAAGCGGUCACUGCGGUACAAAAGACAUUAGCUGUUUCAACCGGCGCGCGAGAGCUAUCGGACGACGAAAUGGCGUUACUAGAUACCCUUUACGAGUCGCUCACAGCGUCUCGGACAUAUUUCGAUUCAUCUGAAUAUGAUUUUCCAUUUCAAAGAGGAUUGGUUGCGAUAUCUAGUUUAUUAGGUCGUACGUUACCCUUGAGUGCUGCGAAAUCGACUAAUGGCACAAAAACGGUCAACGACACGUUCCUCCUGGCCCCGCGGGAAGUCAAGGAGACAUUUAUACUAGGAGAAAUCAAGCUGCCGCGCAUCUUCUGUGGCUUAUGGCAGCUUUCAAGUCCAGCCUGGGGAUCUGCCCCUGCCACCAAGAUUAUGACCGGGUUCGCACGAUAUGUGCAAAGAGGCCUUGGAGCAUUCGACAUGGCUGAUCACUACGGCGACGCCGAAAUCAUGUUUGGUGGCUUCCGCUCCGCCUACCCUUACCAGGACGCCCUUUUCGCAGCGACCAAAUACUGCGUCUUCCAUCCAAUGACUGCCACCCGUGAAAGGGUAGAGGCCAAUAUUACUGAAAGGUGCCAAAGGUUGGGAGUGAACAAAGUGGAUCUCCUACAGUUCCACUGGCAAUUUUAUGAAGAUAAUCAAUAUUUAGACGUUGUAAAAUACUUACAAGAAGACGAGAGAGUCGGCAUGUUGGGGCUCUGCAAUUUCGACACAGAACAUAUGCAGCGAGUGAUAGAUAGCGGUGUCACCGUAUACUCGAAUCAAGUGCAGUUCUCUUUGAUCGAUUCUCGACCUGUGGUCAAGAUGGGUGAAGUAUGCAUCAAUCACAAUGUCAGUUUGUUGACUUAUGGUACUUUGUGCGGUGGUUUUUUAGCAGAAAAAUGGCUUGGAAAACCGGAGCCUGAUCUCUAUGGUACUGAAAUCACUCCUAGUCAACGAAAGUACUUCACGAUGAUCCGAAGCUGGGGUGGCUGGGAAUUGUUCCAGAACUUGCUUCAGACUUUGAAGUUGAUCGGCGCGAAGCAUAAUGUAUCGGUUUCAAACGUCGCCACACGAUGGGUGCUGGACUUUCCUUACGUUGGAGCAGUCAUAGUUGGCUCACGAAUGGGUAUCAGCGAGCAUGUUGACGAGAAUAUGGCUGCUUUUGGUUGGUCACUUGACGAUGAGGAUCAAGAAGCUAUUGAAAAUGUGUUGAAAAAGAGCCGGCGAUCAGAAAUGUUCCAGUCAAUGGGAGACUGUGGUGGGGAGUAUCGAUAA
This is a messenger RNA of Talaromyces amestolkiae, 1659 nucleotides long. RefSeq lists its product as uncharacterized. The transcript is spliced from 6 exons. The coding region runs from base 1 to 1659 and encodes 552 amino acids. NCBI's taxonomy places the organism in Eukaryota, Fungi, Ascomycota, Eurotiomycetes, Eurotiales, Trichocomaceae. The record is from RefSeq and is a predicted model, not a curated record.